Molecule: messenger RNA, 2568 nt
Organism: Olea europaea var. sylvestris
Lineage: Eukaryota; Viridiplantae; Streptophyta; Magnoliopsida; Lamiales; Oleaceae
Product: probable serine/threonine-protein kinase PIX7
Exons: 6
Coding region: 687-2126 (479 amino acids)
Biological process (GO): protein phosphorylation
Molecular function (GO): protein kinase activity; ATP binding
Source: RefSeq, a predicted model, not a curated record
UGGUCAGCACGUAUUUGAGUCUUUUGUUGGGAUUCCUAUCCUUUCCAAGGGCAGACAUUUCCGGGGGCGGUGGCGUCGUAAUUGUUCUACUUUUUGAACCAAGAUUAUUAUCAUCAUUAUUAUUGAUUUCAGAGUUGCUUGUUGCACAUAGCCAAGGGGUAAAGUUUUCUUCUUUGAAGGUCAAGCACGUGAUCUGCAAUCAUCUAGCUCAUUUGAGCUCUCUUUAAUGUAAUUUCAGCUCAUCUUUUCAACUGGGGCCGAGUUAAUUCAUUUUUUUUUCUGGGAUUUUUAUGAAAAUCUUGAAGUGGAAAGAGUGAUGUGUAAUCUUUUAAGGUAUCUGGGUAAACUUGAAAGUGGACAAAGGAUGUUUUAUUAGCUGAUCCUGUGAACUGGGAUGAGCUGCUUUCCAAUUUUUUGUGGAUUUUUGAGUAAAAAUUGUUCUUGAAGGGAAGAAAGUCACCUGUUCUAGUUUGGCAAUUUGGGUUUUCUUGGAAGUGGAUGAAAUGUGGUCUUUUGUUAUCUCUGGCCUGAUUUUCUGAUAUAGCUUUGGCUUGAGUUAGCUGAUUCUGGGGUUUUGGAGGGAAUAGGACUGGAAGUGAGCGACUAUUUGGAAAAGUUUCUUUAGGAGGAGGUUGGGUGGAAAUUGAGAUUUAGGGUGGGUUUUGUUUAUUCUAGGUUUGUUGAAGAUGGGACUUGGUGGUGAUAGCUUGAAGGCAGAAUCUUGGGAUGUUGCCAAAUCAAAGGGGACGAAGAAGAAGAAAAAUGGUGAUGCUGUGGGGGAGACAGGGUGUUGGAUUAAGUUGAGGUAUAUUGGCAGCUGUAUGUGUUCAAAAUCUAAAGUUGAUACCUCUAUUAGUGGCAUCAGGGCUCGCGAAAAUAAAUCAGCAAAUGACCCUAGCAGAGACCAACCAGCUUCCAUGGUACUUCCAUCCUCCACCACGAGCAAUGCUGAAAGCAAAUCUUCCAGCUUCAAACUUGAAGAGGAACUUAAAGUGUCUUCUCGGCUUCGAAAAUUCACAUUUAAUGACCUGAAGUGGGCAACAAGAAAUUUUAGACCCGAAUCCCUUCUCGGUGAAGGGGGAUUUGGUUGUGUAUUUAAGGGGUGGAUUGAAGAGAAUGGGACGGCACCGGUGAAGCCUGGAACAGGACUUACUGUAGCUGUGAAGACCCUCAAUCACGAUGGACUUCAGGGUCAUAAAGAAUGGCUGGCUGAAGUAAAUUUUCUUAGCGAUCUUGUUCAUCCUAAUUUGGUUAAGUUAAUUGGUUACUGUAUUGAAGAAGAUCAGAGGCUGUUAGUUUACGAGUUCAUGCCUCGUGGAAGCUUGGAGAACCACCUUUUCAGAAGGUCUUUGCCUCUUCCAUGGUCUAUCAGGAUGAAGAUUGCUCUUGGUGCUGCAAAGGGUCUUGCUUUUCUUCAUGAGGAAGCAAAAAGACCUGUGAUAUAUCGUGAUUUUAAGACAUCUAACAUCCUGUUAAAUGCUGAAUAUGAUGCCAAGCUUUCUGAUUUUGGACUUGCUAAAGAUGCUCCAGAUGAAGGAAAAACUCAUGUUUCUACCCGUGUCAUGGGAACCUAUGGUUAUGCUGCCCCAGAAUACGUCAUGACAGGGCAUCUUACCUCAAAGAGUGAUGUCUAUAGCUUUGGGGUUGUCUUGCUCGAGAUGCUCACAGGUAGAAGAUCAAUGGACAAGAAUCGGCCUAAUGGGGAGCAUAACCUUGUUGAAUGGGCUAGGCCUCAUCUGGGCGAGAGGAAACGCUUUUAUCGUCUAAUGGACCCCAGGCUCGAGGGGCACUUUUCUAUAAAAGGUGCCCAAAAAGCUGCACAGUUGGCUGCACGCUGCCUUAGCCGAGAUCCAAAAGCCCGGCCUCUGAUGAGUGAAGUUGUUGAAGCCUUAAAGCCUUUGCCAAGUCUAAAGGACAUGGCGAGCUCAUCGUACUAUUUUCAGACCGUGCAAACUGAGCGUGUUGGUUUGAGUCCAAAUGGUAAAAAUGGCCUUAGAACACAAGGGUCAUUCUCGAGAAAUGGGCAGCAACACCCAAGAAGCCUCUCAAUACCAAAUGGUUCUCUAGCCUCGCCCUAUCAUUAUCAGUUUGCUCGGAAUUCACCAAAACCAAACGGUAAACCAUAGAAUUGGUUCGGAAAUCUGUGUUUCUUUUCCUACUCUUCUAACAUUCUUGGAUAUGGAAAUAUUUUUGUUGUUGAUUGUCCAUAGGUUAAUGAAAAAGCAAUGAUAGUAUACAUUUAUAACAUGUUUAGUAAGGCUGAUCGGAUAGUAUUGAACAAUGAAUUUUGUUAUUUGUACCGAGAUGUUGAUAUGUCCGGUUACACACCCCUCAUAGGAAGAGGGGCCCGAAUAAAAAAAUGCGCAGCCCCCCUGCUUUGAGGGGCGUGUAACCGGGCAUGUCAACGCCCGGGUAGAUAUAGUACGAUCCAUUGCACAAUAUUGAAGAAGAUUCUUGACAUUGUACUGUCUAAUCUGUCUAGCACUCCCUUAGAAGUGCUCGCUGUCUUGGGAAAUAUGUAAUGUAAACAAAGAUGAAGUUAAUGGAGAAAUUUUUUAUCCAGUGUUA